AUGGCCGGGAAAUCGCCAAACAUGGCUGCUUUUUUGCUGCUGUUGUUGGCCGCAGCUAUCCCAUCCGAACUGGUGAUUGCUGUUAAACCAGUCCGUCAGAUCAGUAAUGAAUCAAAGAUACUUCAGGAUUCAAUCGUGGAAAAGAUCAAUGGAAAUCCUGCUGCUGGAUGGAAAGCUUCCAUCAACACUCGCUUCUCCAAUUACACAGUUAGCCAAUUCAAAUAUAUUCUUGGAGUAAAACAGACUCCUCGCUAUAUUUUAGACAAUAUUCCUGUCAAAAAACAUGCCAGACCUUUGAAUUUGCCUAAAGAAUUUGAUGCUAGAAGGACUUGGUCUCAAUGCAGCACUAUUGGGAGAAUACUUGAUCAGGGACACUGUGGUUCUUGUUGGGCUUUUGGUGCAGUGGAGGCUCUAUCUGAUCGCUUCUGCAUUCAUUUUGGCGUGAAUAUAUCUAUGUCUGUUAAUGACCUUUUAGCAUGUUGCGGGUUUUUGUGCGGGUUUGGAUGUGAUGGAGGUUAUCCUAUAUCUGCUUGGCGCUACUUUGUUAAGCAUGGUGUUGUGACUGAGGAGUGUGACCCAUACUUCGAUCAGAUUGGUUGUAACCAUCCCGGAUGUACACCAAUUUAUCCAACACCUCUGUGUAUGAAGAAGUGUCAUGUGAAAAACUUGCUUUGGGAGGAGAACAAGCGUUUCAGUAUCAAUGCGUAUAGAAUAAACAACGAUGUUCAUGAUAUUAUGGCAGAGGUUUAUAAAAAUGGUCCUGUAGAAGUUGCAUUCACAGUCUAUGAGGAUUUUGCCCACUACAAAUCUGGAGUUUACAGAUAUAUCACAGGUGAUGUCUUAGGUGGACAUGCUGUUAAGCUAAUUGGAUGGGGUACUAGUGAGCAAGGAGAAGAUUAUUGGCUACUUGCUAACCAGUGGAAUAGAAAUUGGGGUGAUGAUGGCUAUUUCAAGAUUUUAAGAGGGACAAAUGAAUGUGGCAUUGAAGCGAAUGUCGUUGCUGGGUUGCCUUCAAGCAAGAACUUGAUAAAGAACUCUACAGAGAUGGAUGCAGCUAUUGGUGCUUCUACUUGAUUUCUCAACCGGCCCCCUCUUGGAGGAAAAAAAAAUUAAGUUAUUUUGCUUGUCCACACAAAUUGAAAUGAACUAUAUAAUUUGCUAGGAUGUUUCAGCUUUUGUGAUCCUAUGAUAGGCAUAUAUAUCAUGAAGGAUGUUAUUUAUAUUGCUGUAAAAUUGGUGUGAAAUGAAAUAAUUGCAUAUUAUGAUUUCCUUUUGUUUUAUUGUCUUACUGCAUUUUUUGUUAAAUAAAGUAAUCUUGAUUUAGAGGAAACUUUUGGGUUAGAAUAGUUUGAUUCAUUUAGUGAAAAGAAAGAUACCUAUAUGUGUAUUAGUGUGAGUUCUGAGAUAUAUAUAUACAUAUUGAUCUCAUUGUUGAUUAAAGUUUAAAAAGAUAUAUUGUAGACAUUAUAGGAAGAUAUGGAUAUGGAUUGAGAGUGUAUUAAUAUUUAUUGUUUUAUUAAAAUAAAGGUAGUUCGGGUUUUAUUUGAAAUUUACUUAUGCAAAUUCCUUUUUUUUUUUGGAAGAUGAGCAAAAUUCUCUAGAGAAAUAUU
Messenger RNA from Dendrobium catenatum, 1610 nucleotides. Its product is annotated as cathepsin B-like protease 2. The transcript is spliced from 11 exons. The record is from RefSeq and is a predicted model, not a curated record. Gene Ontology annotation, cellular component: lysosome. Gene Ontology annotation, molecular function: cysteine-type endopeptidase activity. The coding region runs from base 1 to 1074 and encodes 357 amino acids. NCBI's taxonomy places the organism in Eukaryota, Viridiplantae, Streptophyta, Magnoliopsida, Asparagales, Orchidaceae. Gene Ontology annotation, biological process: regulation of catalytic activity.